Messenger RNA from Acipenser ruthenus (sterlet), 5877 nucleotides. Its product is annotated as zinc finger protein 501-like. The record is from RefSeq and is a predicted model, not a curated record. The coding region runs from base 1064 to 2542 and encodes 492 amino acids. Gene Ontology annotation, biological process: regulation of transcription by RNA polymerase II. The transcript is spliced from 3 exons. Gene Ontology annotation, molecular function: RNA polymerase II cis-regulatory region sequence-specific DNA binding; DNA-binding transcription activator activity, RNA polymerase II-specific. Gene Ontology annotation, cellular component: nucleus. Lineage: Eukaryota; Metazoa; Chordata; Actinopteri; Acipenseriformes; Acipenseridae.
UCCUUUUUUAAAUCAAUAGCAGUUAAUUAAAGCCUGGAGGAAGCGCUUUGAUAACGCGUCCCCUCGAGUCUCACAGAGCAGCGCACUCCUUGGCGUGUCUCAUUGCUGGUGACUCUUCUGCUGCUGUGGACGCGGCUCUGUUGCCUGGUUUAGUUCGCAGCGCAGUCUGAGGAAGAUUCUAAAUCUGUGCCGCUGGACAGCAGGGAGGAAUACUGUCCUGGAUAAAGAAUAGGAGACAAGAAUACAGUUUAAGAGACACUAAAUAAAAGCAUGGGGUAGAAAUAGCAGAGGUUACUGCCUGGAAGUUUACUCGUAAAGAAUGACCUUUCUGCGACCCUGUGCUGUAUUUACCAAAAACAAGUUCACACGCCCUGAACCUGCAAGACUAGCGAAGAGAAAGCCAUGAAACUGCGAGCAUGCCUGCGCCAUUGUGGAUCUGUUUGUGAGAACGGCGCUGAACUUGAAUUAACCUGAUAUACUUCUAAAAAACAUUAUCAGGGGUAUCGCGUUAGUGUUUGAACAUCUCAUUCAGAAGAAGAGGACGGGAAAUAUCAAUAUAAUUACACGAAACACAGAUUAUAUAUCUGCGUGAAACUCGCAGCAUCGACGCUGCUGCCGCCUGAUAGAGAAAGGACUAUACCAACUCCGGCAUGGGGGAGGGGUUACCUGAAUUCAAAUUGUAUUCACUGGGAAAAAUAUAGAGCUACAAACAGCUCGAUUACGAUGUUAAAAUUGAAAGUCAUAUUCAUUUUUUAUUAAAAGAUCCCCGGUAUCUCAAUUCCCUUUGCGGUUCAUAUUAGAUGAAUUGUCAGACCGCGCUGAUGGGUUUGUAUUUUGUGAUUGGUAUAUUCCUCGUUCUGUGGGAGACAGACCCGUUCAGACACUGAGGGAGAGCAGAGAGGAGAUUUGGAGUGGCUGGUAACGGCUCUCACCUGAAGAGCAGAAAGGACACAUUCACUGAGGAGACGGUCAGAGCGAGUGACUAGAGCACUAGAGCCGUGCUGCACAUCCCACUGACAAUACCUGAAGACUGCCUUAUCUUGGUGAAAGCCAAGGAACAAAGAUGGAGUCCGUUUACAUUAAACAGGAGGAGGUUCAGGAAUUGGUACCUGUCAGCAUUAAACAGGAGAUGCCUGAACUGGAGCCUGUCCACAUGAAAGAAGAGACUGAACUGGAGCCUGUCCACAUUAAACAAGAGACUGAACUGGAGCCUGUCCACAUUAAACAAGAGACUGAACUGGAGCCUGUCCACAUUAAAGAAGAAGAGACUGAACUGGAGCCUGUCCACAUUAAAGAAGAAGAGACUGAACUGGAGCCUGUCCACAUUAAAGAAGAGACUGUACUGGAGCCUGUCCACAUUAAAGAAGAGGAGACUGAACUGGAGCCUGUCCACAUUAAAGAAGAGACUGAACUGGAGCCUGUCCACAUUAAAGAAGAGGAGACUGAACUGGAGCCUGUCCACAUUAAAGAAGAAGAGACUGAACUGGAGCCUGUCCACAUUAAACAAGAGACUGAACUGGAGCCUGUCCACAUUAAAGAGGAAGAGACUGAUCUGGAGCCUGUCCACAUUGAAGAGUCUAUUGACUUGUUUAAGGAUACAGAAAAAAUGUCCCAGCCAAAGAUAUCACAUCAGUGUAAUGAAUGUGUGAAGAGCUUCAGCCGGCCAAGAAGCCUAAAAACACACCAGCGAAUUCACACUGGAGAGAAGCCAUAUCACUGUACUGAAUGUGGGGAGAGCUUCAAUGUGUCAGGAAGCCUAAAAAAACACCAGCGACUUCACACUGGAGAGAAGCCAUAUCAAUGUACUGAAUGUGGAAAGAGCUUCCGUAAGUUAGGAGCCCUAAAAAAUCACCAGCUAAUUCACACUGGAGAGAAGCCACACCACUGUACUGAAUGUGGAAAGAGCUUCCGUGAGUCAGGAGCCCUAAAAAAACACAAGCUAAUUCACACUGGAGAGAAGCCGCACCACUGUACUGAAUGUGGAAAGAGCUUCCGUAAGUUAGGAGCCCUAAAAAAUCACCAGCUAAUUCACACUGGAGAGAAGCCGUAUCACUGUACUGAAUGUGGAAAGAGCUUCCGUGAGUUAGGAAGCCUAAAAAGACACCAGCGAAUUCACACUGGAGAGAAGCCAUAUCAAUGUACUGAAUGUGGGGAGAGCUUCAGUGAGUCAGGAAACCUGAAUAGACACCAACACAUUCACACUGGAGAGAAGCCGUAUCACUGUGUUCAAUGUGGGAAAAGCUUCACUGACAAAGGAACACUAAACAAACACCAGCGAAUUCACACUGGAGAGAAGCCGUAUCAAUGUACUGAAUGUGGGAAGAGCUUCAAUGCGUCAGGAGACCUAAAAAGACACCAUCGAUUUCACACUGGAGAGAAGCCAUAUCACUGUUUUGAAUGUGAGAAAAGCUUCACUGACAAAGGAAAACUAAAAAAACACCAGCGCAUUCACACUGGAGAGAAGCCGUAUCACUGUGUUGAAUGUGGGGAGAGCUUUAGGCAGUCAGGAACACUAAAAACACACCAGCAAAUUCACACUUGAGCCAGCCUCCCUCCUCUCCCAGUCCCUCACCUCUCCACCCUGCUUGUUUGUGUGUGUGGAGAGCUGACUGAUUCCUUGUCUCUCUCUCUCUCUCACCCUGCAGUAAAUGAAGGGGGUCCCCAGGAGUGAGAGCCAGCCUGAAUCCAGAGACACUGAGAAAGGGAGCGUGACAAACUGAAGGAGACAGACCCAUUCUUUCAGAAUGAACUGCAUUGGAAAUUAAUCUCACUCAUCAUGCUGUGAGGAUUUAUGCCAAGCUUGUUUCUGUGAACACAUUAAACAAAGAUGCCAAAAACACAUCCUAUUUUUAAAAUACCAUUACUGUACCAAAAGUAGAAGAAACUAAAACUAAGAAUAUGUUCCUGGGUGUGGCAGCAGUGUGUGCUUCAUCUCACUAGAAUGGCCUCUAAGCUAUUGCACCAGUGCAAGCACAAGCUGAAACAACCUUUUUUUAUCUGAUGUGCAAACUUUUCCCUGCUCUGCUGAGUGUUUAAAGCGCACAGAAGGACCUUUUUAUUUGAUUGUGUCGCAUGUUCCCAUGUGUUGCUACAACUGUUUACGGAAGGUGUGUGUAUUCUUUAAUUUUUUUUACAUUUUGACCACUUUUUUAAACUUUUAAAUUGCAUUCACUGUCUCAAGAUGGCUUCCCACGUACCCGCAUGGACCUCUCAGAACUUUCCCAUCAUCCUCCUGCUCACAUGUAACACAAUAAAAUAAAAAGGUCCUUCUGUACCCUUUAAGUACCGAGAACCUCCCAGCUUGUUGUAUACUGGAGCCCUAUCAUUUUAGUAGAGCUGUAUAAAUGUACUGUAAAACAUAAGUUUGCAAUGUGCAUUUACUCAAAUCUGCAAAACCUACAUGCUACAGCAUUACCAUUAUUAUUACAUUCAUAGUUGAUACAGUUUAUGAGUAACUGAUCUAAACAAUCUGCAGAAUGAAGUUGCCUCAGACUGUUUGACAGUAACAGGUCUGGUGCUUUUGUGGAAUCACCAUUAGCUGUUUAUUCCUUUGGGCAAAAUAUGGCUUGUUUGCUUGUAUUUGGUAUCAGUAUGCUAUGUGGCAAUGUGCCCCGCCCCUGUGUGCAUUUGUGUGUUAUAUGUUGUAUGUUGCGUGCGUGUGUUAAUGUUGGUGUAUAGUCAUUGAUACACGGGAUAUAAACGGGUCUGUGUUUCACGUGUGAUUUUAAAAAGGUAGAUUUGUAUUUAGGCACGAGGAGAGCACAAAUCACUUCACGUGCUGAUUAAAUGUAAUAUGUGAGCACGGGGUUGCACAGAAUUAAUUCACGUGCUGGGAUUCAAGUGAAUAAUUAAUUAGUAAUUGAAUCCCAGCACAACAGUAUAUAUAGAGACACGUAGCAUGCAGUCAGGGUUAGGUGUUCGGAAGAGGAGAACGGGUGAGAGAGAGAGGAGAGUUAAACUCAUUAAAAGUAAAGUGUUUUGUUUGUACUCACCGUGUUUGUUCGUCUGUCCUGCACCGUCUGUUUAGUGUUUAGUCAUUUUGUAUGUCUGUUUAUUUUGGCGCAAGUGCCGUGUCCUGUGUUUUUGUUACAACCUUUUUAUUUUCUGUUCGGUUUAUUAAAUGGUGAGCGCGAUCACGCGCUCAGCUUAAACAAACCCCAUCUUUCUGUUUAUUUAUUUCCUGCAUCUGGUCUGACGCCACCCACUCCGGCCGUCUUUGUGACAGCUAUCAUUAAAUUGACAAUACAGUACAUCCAAAGGCAGGCUUAGUUAUUUUUAAAGGAUGUCAUUGAAAUUGAGUUUGAUUUCCUGUACGUUUUCGUUAAAAGUAUGUUAAAAGGUUUGUCAUUGUUUAAACUGUCAGUGAUUCCUGAGAUACAGAUCUGCAGUGGAACUGAACAAACCCAAGGGAGACAUUGAAAAAGGGGAAGAUGCUGCUGUUUGUGGUGAAUAUUCCCUGAAUAUGAUAUUAAUACAUGAAAGUGUAUUAUAAAUGUAAAUGUGACAGAUUAAUGAAAUCUCUGUGUCUUGAAGAAAAAGGGCUCCUUUCCUGCAGAUACACUGAACUGUGUGAGCCCUGAACUAGGCGAGCAGGGCUGGGUGGCAUCUGGACUGGAUUAGGCUGAAAGGACAGUUGAAUUCUGUACAGAUAUUUCACAGCGGCAACAAGAAGCGGUUUGACGCGAGGAAGACAUAAAGCAUCGAUGUCCUAGCGGAAAAGGACAUUAAACAUCAAAGGACUGAGUUUUAAGAUGCAAGAUGAACAAAUGACCUAAUGCAGAUAGCUACCUAGAAUAGAGAAAUGCUAUAAAUAUUCAAGCAAAACUAAACAUGUUGUGCUGCACUUUGACUGCUAAACUAAUUGCUGUCACUCUGCUAUGCCAACUCCGGGACUCUGACUGAGAACACGACCCAAAAAGGGAAGGCAAGCUAGUAAACAACCAAAUGCAGAGAGACUGAGGCCUGGCUGGAGGACUGCCAUAAGACUUACAGAGACUUUCAUCAGACAAACAAGUCUGAGUCUGCUGUACCUAAGCCAGUAUAGUUCCAGUUGCAUUUUUCUCGCAUGAAACUAAAUUAAUUAAUUGUAACACAUUCACAUACAAUUGAACUGUUAAUUGUUUAGUUUGCACACCUUGCAUGUGAAACUUGAAGUAAUCUACCUCAUAGCUGUAUGAAUUUAUUUUAAAGUAAUCUUGCUAUAUCGUUAAACAAUUUCCUAUUAGUAAGCUUAGUGUGAUCUGUUGUAAGAUUGUCUGAACCAUUUCAGUUUAGGCUGUAUGUGUGUGUGUGAGUGUAAGCAGUGUCAUAUUUCACUGGCCCUGCUAGAUGCUUUAACGCAGGCUGAGAGCUUUGACUUUAUGACUGUUAUGCUUAGAAAACUAAGAUUGGCUUUCUGACUUUUGUGAUUUCUGUUUAAUAUUUGUGCUCUGAAUACAAUACUACUAUUGAUGAAACAUUCCUUGUGUCUAGAGUGUGUAUGUGGGUUCAUAGUAAAUCCUCAAUCGUGUAAAACAUCAAUUAAAUAGUUUUUAUAAGAUAACUAAUCAAUCUAGAUAAAACUCUAAACUCUCAAUUAUAAAAUGGAGGACCACCAGAUUAAGACCCUGUCAUGGCCAGCCUAAUCUCCAGACCUGAACCCCAUUGAAAACCUCUGGAAUGUGAUCAAGAGGAAGAUGGAUAGUCACAAGCCAUCAAACAAAGCCGAGCUGCUUGAAUUUUUGCGCCAGGAGUGGCAUAAAGUCACCCAACAUCAAUGUGAAAGACUGGUGGAGAGCAUGCCAAGACGCAUGAAAGCUGUGCUUGAAAAUCAGGGUUAUUCCACCAAAUAUUGAUUUCUGAACUCUUCCUAAGUUAAAACAUUAGUAUUGUGUUGUU